Molecule: messenger RNA, 3708 nt
Organism: Zootermopsis nevadensis
Lineage: Eukaryota; Metazoa; Arthropoda; Insecta; Blattodea; Termopsidae
Source: RefSeq, a predicted model, not a curated record
GGUCCAUGUGCCUAUUUGUAUGCAUCUAAAGCGCUGAAAUUAGUUCCGUCGACUACAGAUCUGCAACUGCUAUAUCAAAAUUCUUUCAUGUUGCACCCAUUUCAAUCAUAUAUCCUCCUUUUUACAUUAAUUUCAAGCGAUGCCGAUGUUGCAGUACGCAAAAAUUACAUCAUAUUCUAACCCAUAGUUGAAGGAAAGCAAUGCUUCUCAAGGAUUGAAAAGGAAAUGUUUUCGAACAUCAUAGCUGAAUGAUUACCACUCCGUCAUAUUCAAGAGAUUCCAGCUCUCUAAUAAAAAGAAGUGAUGGCUCAUGAAGUAACAUCUAAUUCUCUACCAGAAAGAGAAACUCUAACAAAUGAAAUAUUACUAGCAGCUUUAAAACAGAAGCUCAAAGACCCAACAAUUCCACGUUUAACUUGGCAACUUCCAUCACAUCAUUCAGAAUCUGAAAGCGAGGAUUCAGAAUGUAACAGUGACUCCAGUGCCACAUUUUGUUCAGAUUUUGAGAAAGGCAAUGAUAAGGGACACAAGGCUUUGAUCCUCAUGUCACGGGGUAACAAUCCACCAGAAAAUCAAGAAGCCAUUAACAAGCAGGAUAAAAUUCAAGCCAUUAUGGGAGCUAGUUCAAUGACAGAAACUGACAGAAUGCAGGUGAAGGAUGGUCAAAUGAUGAUUUAUAAUGCAAUGGGAAAAAAUAAUGAUAAUUCUAUAAGUAUGGAAGAUGCCAAAUGUCCCUGUCCUAGUUCUCCAGUCAUUCAUGAAAUCAAUACGAACUGGAGCCAUUUAAUUGAGCCAAUUUUUAGUAAUGAUGACACAAAUACUACAUUUCUGACAACUGCAGGCACAGAAAAUAAUGAAAAUAUAUGCGUCAAUACAAGCAGUGAACCUGUUGCUCUGACUAACUUAACCUAUAAAAAUCCAAUAUCUGAUGUGACAUCAGUCAGCAAUGUGCAAGUCAAUCCAAUGGAGAUUCAAUCUGACUCUAUGAUGUCUAAAGCUGCUUCAGCGGCCAUGUCAGCUGACAUAUUUGCAAAUUUAAGUCCAGCCAUGGAACACGGUGGCAGUGACUGCAAGACCAGUCCUAAUGAUUUUGAACAAGAUGGAGUUAUAAACAAAAAUAUGCAACUAUCAAUAGAAGAUGAAAUUAUAGAAAUUGGAAAAUCAUUUUCCCACACUCUGAAUAUUGUAUCAACAGAUAGCACAAGUGAAUCCUCACCUGAUAAUAUACUACCCCAUUGUAAAAACAACCACAAAUAUAAAAAUAAAGGACAAAAUAAAGUGUACAACAAAUAUGAAGGAGAAAGGUUUAAAUCUCAGUUUCUCCUUCCUGAUACUACAGGAAAUAUACAAGACGGUGAAAGCAAAACUAAAGCGAUUCGUGCAAAAGAGUUUGACUCUCAUGCAAGAAGAAACAGACGAGGGAAUUUCCCAAAGGCUAGAGAGUUUCAUAAUCGUUGCCAAAAGAACAAUAAUCAAGACAAUCAUAAAUCAGAAAGAACGGAAGAAAGAAUUCACAGAUUUAGAAAGGAGACAGUUUGUAUGCUUUCAGAGAGAAAGAAGCACAAAAUCUGUCCAAGCGUAGGCCGUCGUAUAACAAGGAUGCAAACAGGAUCCUUACCUACUCCUCUGUCUAGUACACACAGAAAGACAUUUUCUAGAAGACCACAUUCAAUGAAUACAAAAUAUCGUAUCCGGGAUCGAAUGUCAGACAUCCAGCAGGAGGUACGGGCAUGGUUACAAGGUUGGGGACCAUCUGUGGACAAAGCACGGGCCCAUAAACUAAUAGCAGAAGUGCAAGAAACACACAAAAAAGUUUUAUCUUCAUCACAGUCUAAUGACUGUGGGAAUUUAAAGCAAUAUGAAGUAGAGGAGUUUUCGCAGGUUUCUGAAAAGUUGGUGUCUCAACUGCAGUCAGCUUUGAUGGAGUCUGAUACACAGGAGCAAGGCACUACAAAUUUGACCUUGGAAUGUCAUGCCUGCUGUUCUGAAUGUUCAAACACCGAAAGCGAUGCCAACAUUGAGAUGUACGGCCAAGGUGGCAAUUAUUCUGAAAUAAUAGGAUUGAAAAAUGCCUCCAUGGUACCUCUUCAAAGAAUCCAGCAAAGAGAAUUGACUCAAGAAAUGGCAUUGCCAGACGAUGAUGAAACUGUUAGAGAACAUCCAGCUUCUGUAAGAUCAAAUUCAGAAAAAUUCAGUUCAGAAUCACUAGAAAUAGCAAAUAGUAAGGAUUCAGCAUCUCACUGUUUAUGGAAGCACAGUGGCACCUCUUUGGAAGCCACGUGCUCCAAUUUACACAAUCUGCUUUGCAGUUAUGAAAGAACUCCAGAAAUAAGAGAUUCAUUAGAAACAAUGAAUCACGGCGAACAAGAACAAAUUAAGUCCAUGCUUUCAAGACGAGACCCACGGUUACGAUCAGCCUCGUACGCUAAUCUUCUGUUUGGGACCAAAACCAGUCUUACCAAUUACACAUGUGAAACAGAUACACAAUCAACUUACUUUUCUAGUGACCCGAGAUCUUCAAAGCAGACAGAAAUUGUUUCACAUGCUACAGAUCUUGCCAAGUUUACGGUACAAAUGAAUAAACCUGCAGACAGUACAUCAGUCAACAUUAAUUCUAAUAACACAAACCACACGCAAUCAGCACACACAUCUAAUAAUCAGAGCAUUUCAGCCAUAAGACAGAAUAAAAAGGGAUCAAACAUAAAUUCAAAACAAGGAAAAUCAAACAGUGAAUACACUGCAUCUGUGAACGAGAAUAUAAACGAAUUACCAAAAAAUUCAUAUUCUCAAAGCAUCUUGAAUCUAACCAAAACAAGUGACUUACCUCAUCUCUCAGGCUCGAAGUGUACGUACAGUUCAGGUACAAGUAAAGAACAAGCCACAAAUUUAAGUGCAACAUCAGGGGAAAAACUGAUAAUGAAUUUUCAAUCCAGGGAAAACCCACCUGAUGAGCACAGAAAUCAAAAUGUGAGAGAGACAGAAAGUUCAACUUUCAUGAAAAAUUAUGAUGAAACAAUUGCAGCUAACAUAAAUAUUAAAAAACGUACAGAAACACCUCACAGUUCCAUUAAGACCAAAACCAAACAUAGAGUUGAAUCAAGAACUAAAUUAAUGUCCAAUGAAAAUAGCCAACCAGAGGAAAAUGUGACACAACCAUCAGUAAAAAGCAGAAAAGAAAAGCAGAUGGAAAAUUUGCAGCAAUUAUUAUGUGAACGUCAACAGUUCACAGCUGAAUCACACAGUUCAGACAACGCUGGUCCAACUCAAAACCUGCUGACACAAUCAGAAGAGUUAUCAUUUAUUUUUGGUAUCAAAAAAAUAUGGUCACAUUCUGCAUCAGAGUUUAUUCCAAAUUAUCAGCUUCCUGAAGGCUUCUGGACAGACAAUGCUACUCCUGUUCCAAACGAUUUGUUACAAGCAGCGGAAAACUGGUAAAACCUAAAAAUAAAUCAUAUGCUAUAUAGUGUUGUAUAACAUCUGUUAAUUGUAAAAUAUGUAAUUCUAUCAUCAUUUCUUAGUUCAUUUCGUUGUCUAUCUUAUAAAAAUACAUCAGUCAACAUUUUAUUCUCAUCAGUUCUCAUUAUUACGCAUUGUAAUUGCUUACACUGUAAUAUCAACAUGUUUCGUGGUACAGGCGUAUCACCAUUGUAAAUCCAUGAUAAUAUGGGCUUAUUGUGUUGUUUUGCAAAAUAAAUUCUUUCUAUUUCA